UUAGUCUGCCCUGUGUUUAUUGUUAAGGUUGUGUGGAUUAGCACUGCGGUACCCAGUUCCUUUUCAUAAUAUCAACAAUAAAGCUUAAAGAUGAGUUAAAGAUGCUCGAGCUGUCCUGAGCUGUCCACUUGGGAUGACAGCAAGUGUUUCCAGUGGCUGACGGGGAAAGAAUUCAUGAAAGAAAACAUGAAUGAAGGAAAGGUGAAAGAAAAACCAUGAUCCUGCACCAAAACUGAUCCAGCUGCCAAGGAACUCCCUCAUCUGCUAACCAGCUUGCCCUGGUGAUGGCUAACUCAGUGGCCUUAGUGGUCCAAGCAGAACUGCUACCACCUCAGUCCACCGCCUCCCUGUCUCCUUUCCCAUCGCUUCUUGGUUCUGGAGAGGAUGGAGAGGAUGAUAGAGACAGAGCGGAGCUGGUGGAGGGAGACAAGGGAGUGGAAGGUGGAGAAGAGGUGGUUUUGGACAUGGUGACAUCGUCUGUGUCUGGCCCGCCCCAGCAGCCGGAGCAGUCGGACCAUCCCUUCCAGUGCAUGGACUGUGGGAAGAGCUUCAGGUGGUCGUCCAGGCUGACACACCACCAGCGGAGCCACAACAAUGAGAGACCGUACCGCUGCAACCUCUGUCCCAAGGCCUUCAAGGGCUCCUCCGCUCUGCUCUACCACCAACGGUCUCAUUCGGGGGAGAAGCCUUACAAAUGUCAGGAUUGUGGUAAAGCCUUCAAGCGCUCCUCUCUGCUUCAGGUCCAUCAGAGCGUCCACACUGGAGUGCGUACCUUCUUGUGCCCCUAUUGCCCUCUGACCUUUAAAUGGAGCUCUCAUUACCAGUAUCACCUGCGGCAGCAUACUGGAGAGUGUCCGUACCCCUGUGACACUUGCCCCAAGGCCUUCAAGAACUCUAGCAGUCUGCGGCGACACAAGAAUGUGCACCUGGGUCUGAAGCCUUACACCUGCUCAGUGUGCAACAAAUCCUUCACUCAGUCCACCAACCUGAGGCAGCACAUGAGGAUACACACAGGUGAGAGGCCCUACAUCUGCGGCGAGUGCGGGCGGAGCUUCACACACUCGUCAAACCUGGCCCUGCACAAGAACUCACACUCCAACCUCAAUGCAGGAGGGAAGGAGGGAAAGAGGGGAGAAGAUGCACGGAAGGGAAAUGAGAUCGUGGAGGUGGUGGUGGGCGCAGAGGAAGUGACAUCGUCCAUGUUGACGGACAUGGUGGGGUUUGUGAGCCAGGAGGGAAGCGAUGGAGUCGGGGUGGGGAUGGAGGAAGUGUUCUUGUCGACCGCCUCGUCCGGGCAGAAUCCGAGCCUCCUCCCCCAGCUCACCCUCACCUCCUCAGGGGAGGACGUGUGCGCGUCCAGGGCCAUCGGGACGGAGGUUCACCUGAGCACAGACACCGGGGCCAGCGUGCUGCUGUACAGCUGCGGCAGCUGCAGCCACACCUUUGGCACACGGACAGAGCUAGAGGAGCACCAGUCCAUCCACAUGGCUCCAGCAGGACACGGAGCCAGUGCAGAGGCGGGGCCCGGGGCGGGGAUGGAGGUUGGGGAUGGGCUGGUGGGAGCUGGUCACCUACUGGCUGAUUUUGAGGAGGUGGUGGAGACGACCACAGUGGCUGAAAAUGGACACACGACAGAGGUGCUCCUAGGACUGACGGAGGGAGCAGACGGCAGUAAUACAAAUGUGGGCACCACCCAGGCCCAGUUUGACCUGCUGCAGAGCUUCACCGAGGUGACUCAGAGCUCCGAGACCGUUCAGCCAGAGGCCAGAACCGCAUGGGCAGGGCUGUCGUGUGGCUACUGCAAUAAGACCUUCAAGACCAGUGGAGGACUCAAUAGACAUGUGUCGCUGAUGCACUCUCUCUCAUCCCAGUCCCGCUCCCAGUUCAGCUGCUCUGCCUGCGACCGCUCCUUCCCCCUUCUCUCCUCACUCCUCACCCACCAACACUCCCACACGCCCGAGCAACGUCUCCUGGCUGAGGCGGAGGCCGAGAUAGUGUGCCCUCCCUCCCUUUCCCUGUCGCUCCCCCUCCCCUCCUCUCCCAGCCAGGCUGACAAGCAGCAAGAAGGCCAGAGAGAGAUCCACGUCGAUAUCAUCACCGUCGGUGAGGAGCAGGAGCAGCAACCGGCCAAGCCGACCAAAGCCCCCAAAAAGACGGGAGCAAGCAAGACCACCCCUGCUGGAGGUAAAGAGAGGCCAUACCGCUGCUCAGAGUGCGGAAAAGCCUUCAAAGGUUCAUCAGGGCUAAAGUACCACAUGAGGGAUCACACUGGGGAAAGGCCCUACCGCUGCACUGAGUGUGGAAAGAGUUUCAAGAGGUCCUCUCUGCUUUCAAUCCACCAGAGGGUGCACACAGGUGUCCGGGCCUUCCAGUGCCCUCACUGUCCGCUCACUUUUAAAUGGAGCUCUCACUACCAGUACCACUUGCGGCAACACACAGGCGAGAGGCCGUACGUGUGUAAGGAGUGUGGCAAGUCCUUCAAAAACACCAGCUGCCUGCGUAGACAUAGUCAGAUGCACUCUGGACUGCGGCCUCAUAUCUGCUCCAUCUGCUCAAAGUCUUUCUCCCAGACGUCAAACCUCAAACAGCAUGAACGCACCCAUUCUGGUGAGAGACCUUUUCAGUGCACACAUUGCAAUAAAAGCUUUACACACUCCUCCAACCUCCAGCUCCACCUUCGCACACACUCCUCAAGCAAGGACUUCAAAUGCCCGUACUGCUCCAAGGAGUUUGUCAUGCACUCCUACCUGCAGCGGCACAUCCGCACCCAUGGCAAUGGCGUCCCCCUGCCCUGCCCCGGGGGUGGAGGUAAAGAUGGAGUGGCUGUGAAAGCCAGCGUUGGGGGAGUGACAACCACCACCACCCUGCUCAACCCCAUCACCCUGGAAACCUCAGGAAACCAAGGAAGUCUGAUUGUGUCCCAACCAGCACUUAAUAUCCCCCCGAACACCUCCCAGAACUACUUCAUGAUUCAGACAGCCAGCGGCCUGCAGCUCAUCCCUCUGUCGUCCCCGACACCAGCGCCUCCACCUCCUCCACCACCACCACCACCACCUCCGUCCCAGCCCCAAAACUUCUUCCUCCUACAGUGCCCCUCCAACAACGGCGGUCAAUCCAGCUUGAUUCUCGUCCCCACGGCAAACAACCCUCCACCAGCUCCGGAGCCUCAGACGCUCCCCGUUCUUCAGACUAUCCAAGCUCUCCAGCCCGUCCUGAACCAAACACAGAUAUCCCAGUUUCCGACCAUUUCACAGCACCAACAGCAGACCAGGUUCAUAAUAACCAACAACAAUAACAAUACUCCUGUUGCUAUGCCAACACGCAGUCUUUCAGCCAACUCCCUGCUGACCAAGCCCAUAUUAGGGAAAAGCACAAGGACUGCUCGGGGCAGACGUGGGCGCAAACCAAAAGCUGCUCUUCAGAAGUCUGCAGCGGCUCCUGUCACUCAGGCUGCAGGUGGAGCUCUGACUGUAACAAACUGUACGAACGUCUCACAGACUGUUACGACUGCUAACACGACAGAGUCCUCGCCAUCAUCGACGUCUUGCACUUCUGUCCAAAUUCUCCCAUCUUCCACCACUGUAGCCCCCACAGUGGACUCCUCAGGACCCCCGUCGACUGUUACACCAGCCACCACAGUAGCCGCAACUUCUCCCGUCUCUGCUCCAAUGGAAAGGAAACCCCAUACCACAAUGGGGCAAAUAAGGACAGAGGAGAGCAUGACGGGGAAACAGUUUGUGUUAUGUUUUGAUAAUGAAGGACGAGCAAAAGAGGGAAUUAAUAUCAACGAGGGCGGGCAGUCAUAUGUGUUACAAUUUGAAGGGGAAGCAUCGGGAGAGGCGGUGGAUGGAGGAAUGAGCAAGGAGGGAAAGUCGCUUGUGUUGCAGUUCAAGACAGAAGGUGAAGGAGCAAAGGGUGGAGAUAAGGGAGGGAUGAUGUCACUUUUGCAUGAAUGGGGUGGAGAAAAGCAAGGGGAGAGACAGACAGGAGAGGAGGGCAGCCAGGGGGAAUCUUAUGUCCUACAUUUCCACACUGAGGCGCAGGACAGCGGUACGUCCGGUGCAACCUUCAGCCAAGGACAGGACACCAGCCUGCAGCUUUCCUGCACUCCUACUCAAAGUUUGGUACCUCUUGAUGGACAGGAGGUGGUGUUUGAGCUCGGAGGUGAAACCAAAAUGGAGCAGGAAGCGGAGGAGGGCAUGCAGAUGAUAGCGCUGAUAGAAGGCGAAGGGGGGAUGAUGGGAGAAGAAGGGGAGGGUUGCAAUGCUGCAGAUGGGAGGGUUACUGAGGGUGGAGGAGCCAUGGAGGGCAUAUUUCAGCUUGGAAACGGAGAGGAAAUUGUGAUAAUUGAGGUGAGCACCAGUAGCUUACGAGACGGGAGAAUGGAGAGAGGAGGGGACGGAGAUAUAUCACAAAGCAGCGAGGCGAAAUAUGAGGGCGUAACAUCGGAGGGGAAUGAAAAGUCUGUAAAGGAACACAACUCUGCUGCAGAGGUACAGACAUCAGCUGAGGACACAAUAAGAAACGGACCUAUAACUAACUCUAAAGAGAUGCAGUUCUCUAAUUAAAACCCUGUGUGCAUGUUAGAGAAGAGGUGUGUGUGUGCGAGUGAAUGCCUCACUUUUGUGGGCUCAGUGUGUUAGCACUUUAGAGUUCUCCAGGAGCUGAGGGGGGACAUGCAGUUAGACGUGUUGUAAUCCCAUGGUGCCACAUACUAGAAAUGUUAUACAUUUAAAUAGGCUGUACAUGGACCUUGGAAUAUUCCUAAAUAUAAUAGUUUAAAUGAUACUGUCAUUGGCAGUUUGUUUAUUAAGUAAAUACAUUUUUUUUGUGAAUAAAUGUUGUACAUGGCCCAAUUUCUUCACAAUGUUAAUAGUAAAUAGUAAUUAAUUAUUAAUAAAUCUGUCAAUACCUUUCA
Molecule: messenger RNA, 4918 nt
Organism: Plectropomus leopardus (leopard coralgrouper)
Lineage: Eukaryota; Metazoa; Chordata; Actinopteri; Perciformes; Serranidae
Gene: znf628
Product: zinc finger protein 628
Biological process (GO): regulation of transcription by RNA polymerase II
Cellular component (GO): nucleus
Molecular function (GO): RNA polymerase II cis-regulatory region sequence-specific DNA binding; DNA-binding transcription factor activity, RNA polymerase II-specific
Source: RefSeq, a predicted model, not a curated record